AUUCUUAUGUGCUAUUGAUUUUCUGUAGGGCGGUUUUUUGAAGUCCUUAUUGGUGUUAGACCAGAGCCAUUGUGGAAGUUGCUCAGUCAAAUUGGAGUGCUGUAUGCAAUGGAGCCACUUUUAACCGUUAUUUUUGUUGUAAACAUGAACACUGUAUGGGAGAAAGUUAUGUCAACUCUUAGAGCUCAGAUCUUUGGCAGAAUAUUGAUUCAAAAGGUUGAAUUUUUCGACAAAUACAAGGUUGGAGAACUCACUGGUUUGUUAACAUCUGAUCUGGGUUCCCUUAAAGAUAUUGUGAGCGAGAAUGUCUCAAGGGAUCGCGGUUUCAGGGCAUUAUCUGAGGUCAUUGGGACAAUAUUCAUUCUUUUUUCUUUAUCCCCUCAGCUAGCCCCACUUCUUGGUAUUCUGAUGCUCACGGUUUCUGUCUCAGUCGCUGUCUACAAGAGAUCAACAUUUCCUGUUUUCAAAGCACAUGGGUUGGCCCAAGCAUCAAUAGCUGAUUGUGUAUCAGAAACAUUCUCUGCUAUUCGAACAGUAAGAUCUUUUGGUGGUGAAAAGCGGCAGAUGUUUACAUUUGCUAAACAGGUUCUGUCUUUCCAGUCAAGUGGGAUAAAGCUUGGUACUUUCAAAUCAUUUAAUGAAUCUAUGACCAGGGUUGCUGUUUAUAUCUCUUUGAUUUCAUUAUAUUGUCUUGGAGGGAACAAAGUUAAGGCGGGUGAGCUCUCUGUCGGAGCUAUGGCAUCUUUUAUUGGAUAUACUUUCACUUUAACAUUUGCUGUUCAAGGACUGGUUAAUACCUUUGGGGAUCUUCGAGGAGCUUUUGCGGCCGUUGACAGGAUCAACUCUGUUUUAUCUGGAGUUCAAGUUGAUGAUUCUCUUGCCUAUGGCUUAGAAAGAGAACUAAGGCAACAGAAAGCAGUGGAUGAUGAGAAAUAUAAAUUAUUCUUCUCUAAUAGUUCAACUGAGAAAAACCAAAUGCAUUACAUGUCGGCACUAAAAACAUCUAGCAAUUUGUUUAGCUUGGCUUGGUCUGGAGAUGUUUGUCUUGAAGAUGUCUAUUUCUCUUAUCCUUUAAGGCCAGAUGUGGAAAUCUUACGUGGGUUAAAUUUAAAACUAAAUUGUGGAACUGUAACUGCACUGGUAGGUUCUAGUGGCGCAGGCAAAAGUACCAUAGUGCAGCUAUUGGCUAGAUUCUAUGAGCCAGCAAGAGGUUGCAUAACGGUUGCGGGAGAGGAUGUAAGAACAUUUGACAAGAGCGAAUGGGCCCGGGUUGUCUCUAUUGUAAAUCAAGAGCCUGUUCUCUUCUCGGUGUCGGUUGGAGAAAAUAUUGCAUAUGGUCUUCCAGAUGAGAAUGUUUCUAAGGAGGAUGUCAUUAAGGCAGCAAAAGCUGCCAAUGCUCAUGAUUUUAUCAUCUCACUUCCACAGGGCUAUGAUACACUUGUCGGUGAGCGUGGAGGCCUAUUGAGUGGAGGACAGAGGCAGAGAAUCGCCAUAGCCCGAGCUAUCUUAAAGAAUGCUCCAAUCCUUAUACUGGACGAGGCCACGAGUGCGCUGGAUGCUGUCAGCGAGCGGCUGGUACAAGAAGCUCUCAACCAUUUGAUGAAAGGGAGGACGACACUAGUUAUAGCUCAUCGAUUAAGCACGGUUCAAAAUGCUCAUCAAAUUGCGCUUUGUUCCGAAGGGAGGAUCGCGGAACUAGGCACACAUUUUGAGCUAUUGGCUAAGAAGGGCCAAUAUGCUUCCCUGGUUAGCACUCAGAGGCUUGCAUUUGAAUGAAAUUAUGCUAUGAUAGUCUUAGUCACACAAGAUAGUCAUGCUUGUGACGUGAAGAUGCAUUUUUUUUGUUGGCUGGCCAAAACAGAUUGAAAUUGUCUUGCAAAUGGAGAAAUGUGUCAUAACAGAAAAAGAUAUAUGAUGUAUAGUUACAACAAGAGCAUUAGGUUAUAAGGAAAAAAAAAAGACAUUUAAAACAAUAUUUCCUUUAUAUCA
Molecule: messenger RNA, 1989 nt
Organism: Arachis duranensis
Lineage: Eukaryota; Viridiplantae; Streptophyta; Magnoliopsida; Fabales; Fabaceae
Product: ABC transporter B family member 28
Exons: 15
Coding region: 109-1776 (555 amino acids)
Biological process (GO): transmembrane transport
Cellular component (GO): membrane
Molecular function (GO): ATP hydrolysis activity; ABC-type oligopeptide transporter activity; ATP binding
Source: RefSeq, a predicted model, not a curated record